This is a messenger RNA of Chaetura pelagica (chimney swift), 546 nucleotides long. RefSeq names its product lipocalin-like 1 (gene LCNL1). The record is from RefSeq and is a predicted model, not a curated record. Lineage: Eukaryota; Metazoa; Chordata; Aves; Apodiformes; Apodidae. The transcript is spliced from 6 exons. Bases 1 to 546 code for a protein of 181 amino acids. Gene Ontology annotation, molecular function: small molecule binding.
AUGAGGCCACUGGGGCUGAGCCUGGGGCUGGCCCUGAUCUGCUUGCUGAGCACCAAGGCUGAGGACCCUGGAGCUACAGGGCUGGACAAGAACAAGGUUGCAGGGCAAUGGCACAUUGUUGCUCUGGCCUCCGACUCCGAGAGCUACCUCCAGAAGAAGGAUGAGCUGAAGAUGGCCAUGGCCAAAAUCGUGGUCCUGGGAGAGGGUGACCUGAAGAUCUCCUUUGCAAUUCCCACCCCGGAGGGAUGUAAGAAAUUUGAGUCACUCUACAAACAAACAGGCACCCCUGGACAGUACUACAGCACCGACAGAGGCAACAAAACGGUGCAGGUGGUGGACACGGAUGGCAAGACCUACGCGGUGGUCUUUGCCACCAGAGUGAAGGCUGGGAAGCCCCUGCACAUGCUGAGGCUUUACAGCAGAACUCGGGAGGUGAGCCCCAAAGUCACAGCACAGUUCAAGAAGCUGGCAAAGGAGAAGAGCUUCACCGAUGAGAUGAUCCGGAUGCUGCCCAGGCAGGAGGAAUGCAGCCUGGAUGAGGUGUAG